AUGCUCUGUACAUACAUAUGUACAUAUGUACAAGGCAAGGUCGAGUACGCCCAUUUUGUGUGUAUGCCUCGUCCGGGGGUGGAUGAUGCUGCCCGAUGCUGCUGGAUGCGUUGGCCCCGCCCUCCGUCCAAAAGGGGGUUGGUUCCCAGACACAGAUUGCCAGUUACCCAGUCGGUUGCUCACUUCGCUGCGGCGCUUCGAACGCAACACAACGCACAUAUCCCAUAUCCACUUCGCCGGCGAAUCGGAGAAAUGGCCUGGCUACCGAGCAGCUCGAAUGGAGCGGACAACGCGGACGAACGGAGCACGGCCUCGAGCGGCUCCUCCGGACACAGCCAGCCCAAUGAGUCACCGCGUUCUGGGCACCUGAAUGGCAACAAUGGAGGCAUACGGGACACUGCCGACGCCGGCAGGCAUCCGCCCGCCCUGCUGCGACAUGCCACGCCCCACUUGCAGCCCAAGACGGAGUCCGUGUCCGACGGCGACGGCGACGCGGAGCUCUCCGACUUCUCGCUCAACGACACGGAGGAGGACGAGGAGGAUCUACGCGACUACAUCGUUCUCAAUGGCAACCAGGCGGAUGGGAAUCGCUCACUGUCUAGUUCGCCGCGCAGUCACUCCCGCAACGGACUGCUCACCGCGCCGGCCAGCUCGGGAAGCUCAGUUGGUGGGAGCGGCGGUGGCGGUAGCGGUGGCGGAGGCAAUGGCUCCGGGGGCAAUGCAUCCAGUGGCGGCGGCAGCGGCGGAGGAGCCACUGGCGGCGUACGCAAGGUGUUCACCAACACCAGGGAGCGUUGGCGGCAGCAAAACGUGUCCGGCGCCUUUGCGGAGCUGCGGAAGCUGGUGCCCACGCAUCCGCCGGACAAGAAGCUAUCAAAGAACGAGAUCCUGCGCUCGGCCAUCAAGUACAUAAAGCUGCUGACGGGAAUCCUCGAGUGGCAGCAGCGACAGGCCCCCGCGCAUCCAAUCCGGGCUCAACUGGAGCCGAACAACAACGACAAUCGGAUGGCCAACGGUCAUGCGGCGGCCGUGGAGCAUCUGGAGCACCAGGAUGUUCCAUCUGUGCGGCAUAUCAAGUGUGAACGCACCGACGGCCAGAUGCACAGGAAUGGAAUUGGGAGCGGACACGGACACGGAAACGGGAAUACGGGCAACGACCUGCUAAUGAUUGCCCCGGGACCCAUUGUGAAAAGCGAGCUCCUCCUGGAGUCACCACUGCCCCUGGGACAUCCGCUAGCCGGACCACCCCUUCAACUGGCCACUGCGCCGCUGGCCAUGGCGGAUCAGACUCGGAUCAGCGGCCCAGGAUCCGGUGUCAAGUCGGCCAGCGGGCGGAGCAGCAAGCGACGCCUCAAGCCGGAAGGUGGGGCCACCGAUCUCAGCCUGGGCAAACGCCGCAGGACGUAGAGUUCAUCAGCUGCGGGAGAUGCAAUCUUCGAGAGAGUGGAUACUGGCGAUAGUAUACUAUCCCCAAAUUGCUGUUUUUUUUAUCUACCAAAACAUUACAAAGUUAAUAGUGCAAAUUGAAGAGCCGAAAUUACUAGUUAUAGUUUCUCUGGUUUUCCUAAAGUCAUCCUAAUUGAUGUACACGAAAUAAACAGAAAUUUC
This is a messenger RNA of Drosophila santomea, 1608 nucleotides long. It is a transcript of the gene HLH3B, whose product is annotated as rho GTPase-activating protein gacT. The transcript has 2 exons. Gene Ontology annotation, biological process: regulation of transcription by RNA polymerase II. NCBI's taxonomy places the organism in Eukaryota, Metazoa, Arthropoda, Insecta, Diptera, Drosophilidae. The coding region runs from base 1 to 1407 and encodes 468 amino acids. The record is from RefSeq and is a predicted model, not a curated record. Gene Ontology annotation, molecular function: protein dimerization activity; DNA-binding transcription factor activity, RNA polymerase II-specific; RNA polymerase II cis-regulatory region sequence-specific DNA binding.